ACUCUCUGAAUGCAAAGCUGUUUACUUUUCCAACACACUUCACUCCACCCUUUAUAUUCUUUUCCCCCCUGCCACACACAACCUUCAAACAAACACAAAAAAUGAGACUUUCAAUUUCUUCUUGCACCUUCAUCCUAUUCACCCUACUCUUCUCUUUGAUUAUUCAAGAGAAUUAUGCUAGAAAGAUAAACAAUAUCAUGGAAGUUGAAAAUUCUGAUCAUGAAGAUCAACACAAUUCUCAUAAGAAUCAUCAUCAAAAUCAACUAGAGCCUGAAUUGAACGUAUUUUUCGUUCCGACCGAUCUAAAAAUCGGAAAAAUAAUGCCGAUUUAUUUUUCGAAAAAAGACAUAUCAACAACUCCAAAAUUCCUCCCUAAAGAAGACUCCGAAAAACUCCCUUUCACCCCAAAAAAACUCCCUCUCCUACUAGAUUUCUUCUCCAUCCCAAAAGACUCACCACAAGCCAAAGCCAUGAAGUACACCCUAGACCAAUGCAACUUUGAACCAAUGGAAGGAGAAACCAAAUUCUGCGCAACAUCGUUAGAAUCUCUAUUCGAUUUCGCAAACUCCAUGUUCGGUCCAAACUCAAACUUCAAGUUUUUGACCACAAAACAUGUCACAGAAUCCACCAUCCCUUUACAAAACUACACCAUAACAAAAGUGAACAAAAUCUCAGUUCCUAAUGCUUUUGGAUGUCACCCCAUGCCAUACCCUUAUGCGGUAUUCUAUUGUCAUACACAAAAGGGUGAUGCCAAUUUAUAUGAGAUUGUUGUUGAAGGAGAGAAUGGUGGAGUUGUUGAAGCUGCGGCGAUUUGUCAUAUGGAUACGUCGAAAUGGGACGCCGAUCAUGUCGCCUUUCGGGUUCUUAAUACUCGGCCGGGGAAGUCUCCGGUGUGCCAUUUUUUUCCGCCUGAUAAUCUGGUUUUGGUUCCUACACCAUAAAAAAUUGUAGUUGUUUUGUUUAUGUAUGUGUAUGACAAACUUGUCAACUAUAAUAAUAAUAAUAGUAAUAGUUCUAGAAUGGUGUAAUAUCAAAGAUCAUCUUGAUGCAAAACUAGAUAAUAAAGAUGAUGUUAUUGUAUGAUUUUAUAUCUUUGUAGUUCUCAAUUAUAUUUUGUA
This is a messenger RNA of Vicia villosa (hairy vetch), 1118 nucleotides long. RefSeq names its product BURP domain protein USPL1-like. The record is from RefSeq and is a predicted model, not a curated record. The coding region runs from base 102 to 941 and encodes 279 amino acids. NCBI's taxonomy places the organism in Eukaryota, Viridiplantae, Streptophyta, Magnoliopsida, Fabales, Fabaceae. The transcript is spliced from 2 exons.